UAUAGGCCUAUCGCUAUAUGACUUGGACGCUCAGUGUGUGACAAGUAUAGGCUAACUUUUGUUGGAUACACGGUGCUACCAGACAACCUUGUCGACAAUGCGGUUUCUCCCCUACAUCUCCCUCGCCGCCUCGUUGUGCUGUUUGGUGGCAGCACCGGCUCCAGCUGGAGAGAGAGAGGUAAUAGGCAAAGCGACCCCUAAACGCGUAGUCAAACCAACAAAACCCCUGCUUGGAAAGUUAAACAGCAAAACCGGUGCAGUUGGUGUUGGGGGAGUCAAAGCAGCUGGGAAAGCAGCGAUAAAGAAGCCAGGGAAGAAGCCAAAAGUUCUUAAUGAGGAACCAGUUGAUAAAACUAGGAUUCUGGACGACUUGGAACAAUAUGAACCGCCGUUGAAAGCGCACGUUGACUUGUUGGAUCACAGGAAGACUAAGAAAGAUUUACCGCUGCUUGAAGACUACAAGAACCCGUGCUGGUGGCAGAUGGGGAAGUUCCUUUGUCUGCCUUAUUUCUACAUCAUCGGGUUUAGGAAAUGUGCCACUACGGACCUGUUUGCCCGCCUCAACAUGCAUCCACAUGUCGUCCAGCCUUGGAGGAAGGAAACAUACUGGAUUUCGUACAGAAAGAAAAGACUUCCUCCAUCCGACUUUGCUGACCUCUACGGCACCACGAUAUUCUCGAAAGCAGCGAACAACCCCGACAAGAUAAUCAUGGGUGAUGGGGAUCCGAAUGUGGCAUGGUUCUUCCUUGAUUCCCCGCCCAAAUCCAUAGUCCUGCCUGCCUACCUGAUCCAUCGCUACACGCCUGCCGCCAGGAUGAUCGUCAUGAUGCGACAGCCUGCAAGCAGGUUGUACUCGGAUUACCUCUACCUCCAACAUCCGGACAGGUCCCCGCAACAUUUCCACGAAAACGCCCUUGCGACGAUGGAGAGAUACACGGAGUGCUUCAAAGAGGAUACGGUCAGAAACUGCGUAUACAACCGAAAGCUGUUUCAAUUGGAUAACAAGUCUAUGAUCCAUUUAAGCCACAGCAUGUACAGCAUCUACGUAGCAGAGUGGUUAAAGGUGUUCCCUCGUGAACAGUUCCUGUUCACGCGCACUGAAGAUUUCGGUGUGAAGAUGGGCGAGGAACUGAAAAAGACCUUCAAGUUCCUUGAUUUACAUGCGUUUGAGGAAAACGAGAUGGGUAUCCUUACCAACAUGUCAAAGGCCAACCAGAACGCCAAAUCAGAUGUUGGAAAAAUAAUGCCAGAGACUGAGGCGGCUUUGAAUGAAUUCUUCCAACCAUUCAAUGAGGCUUUGGCUGAUAUUACUGGCGAUAAGAAAUUCUAUUGGGAUGAUCUUGAACCGCGAGAGUAAAUUCAUUUAGAGAACAAUUUUGGCGAAUAGUUU
Molecule: messenger RNA, 1390 nt
Organism: Lineus longissimus
Lineage: Eukaryota; Metazoa; Nemertea; Pilidiophora; Heteronemertea; Lineidae
Product: carbohydrate sulfotransferase 15-like
Exons: 8
Coding region: 98-1357 (419 amino acids)
Biological process (GO): hexose biosynthetic process
Molecular function (GO): N-acetylgalactosamine 4-sulfate 6-O-sulfotransferase activity
Source: RefSeq, a predicted model, not a curated record